Messenger RNA from Lagopus muta (rock ptarmigan), 6587 nucleotides. RefSeq names its product envoplakin (gene EVPL). Gene Ontology annotation, molecular function: structural molecule activity; cadherin binding. The transcript is spliced from 22 exons. Gene Ontology annotation, cellular component: membrane; cytoskeleton; intermediate filament. The record is from RefSeq and is a predicted model, not a curated record. Bases 243 to 6323 code for a protein of 2026 amino acids. Lineage: Eukaryota; Metazoa; Chordata; Aves; Galliformes; Phasianidae. Gene Ontology annotation, biological process: wound healing; intermediate filament cytoskeleton organization.
ACUGGAACGCUCCCUACGCCGGGGCGAGGUCUCCCAUUCUCCCUCUGGGGCUCAGCUCUUUCCAUCCCCCCCAAACUGGUUUUUCGAGUCAUUUUUUUCAUGCAGCUCCAUCUCCGCGGGGAGGAGCCUCCCAGAGCCGCUCCUGGGCUCUGCCUCCUUCCCCUGAGUCCCUCGUCCCAUCCCCGCAGCCUGCAGCACCGCCGCCCCGACAGCUCCAGCAUCGCGGCCGCAGCCUCUCCAGCAUGUUCAAGGCGGUGGGCAAAGGCUCCCCGAGCAGAAAUGCCCCCAGCAGAGCUUCUCCAGCCAAACCCAACAAGUCCUCGAGCAAUGAGCUGGCCGUGCUCAUUGCCCGCAUGCAGACCAAUGCUGACCAGGUGGAGAAGGACAUCCUGGAGACGCAGUCCCUGCUCGCACAGGAUGUCAGCAAUGAGCAGAAGAACAAAGCCUUCGAGUUCCAGGCUGAGAAUGCCAGGAACCUCAAGGAGGCAGAGACGCUGCUGAAGGACCUCUUCUUGGACGUGGACCGUGCCAAGAGGCUGAAACACCCCCAGGCUAACGAGAUAGAGAAAGACAUCCAGCAGCUCCAUGAACGUGUGACACAGUUGUGUGCAGAGUAUCGGGACCUCUAUGAGAAACUGGACAUCCCCGAUAUCGGGCCCAGGGUGGACUGGACAAAGAUUCUGGACCAAAAGAUGAAACAAGUCAAUGCAGGACAGUACGGCCCCGGCAUGUCAGAGCUGGAGAAGCAAAUAGCAGAGCACAACAUCCUCCAGAAGGAGAUCGAAGCCUAUGGCCUUCAGAUCAAGAACCUGCGCUGCAGGGAUGUGACAGAUCUGAAAAGCCAAUACAAGGACUUGCUGAAAGCUUCUAUCUGGCGAGGGCAGAGCCUGGGCAGCCUGUACCACCACCUGCAGGGCUGCACCAAGGAGCUGGGCUACCUGACGGAGCAGCAGACCCGCAUCCUGAAGCAGGACUGGAGUGACCAGAUGACAGACGUGCAGAGCAUGCGACGGGAGUACGAGGACUUCAAGUCCAAAGAACUGCUCAGCCAGGAGGAGUUUGUCAACAACCUCCAGGACGAUGGGGACAGGAUGAUUGAGCUGAAGCAUCCCGCUGUCAAACCCAUCCAGGCUCACCAGGAAGCCCUGAAGAAUGAGUGGCAGAACUUCCUGAAUCUCUGCAUUUGCCAGGAGAGUCAACUGAAAAGCGUGGAGAACUACAAGAAGUUCCAGGAUGAUGCUGAGACUGUGAGCCGCUCCCUGAAGAAGAUGAGCUCCGAUCUGGACACCAAAUACACCAAGUUCAACAAGGACAGCCCUGGCGUGGUGUCGGAUCUGCUGCUCCAUCUGGAGAAUGAUGAGAAGGCAGUGAAGCAGGCAGAGAAAAGCAUCGCUGACCUGAAAAAGAGGAGCAAGGAGAUCAGCCCUCUGAAACUGCGCAGGAUGCGUUCCUCCCAGCCCCUCACCUUGGACACCCUGUGUGACUGGGAUGCAGGAGAGGUGCAGCUGACCAGAGGUGACAAGUACACCCUGAAGGACAACAGCAACCCAGAGAUGUGGGUGGUGCAGAGCAGCACUGGUGUGGUCCAGGAGGCCCCUUCUGCUUGCUUCUCCAUCCCUCCGCCGGACCCUGAGGCCACAGACAAGGUCAAUAGGCUGGAAGCGGAGCUGAACGCGGUGAAGCAGAAGCGAGCAGCAGCUCAGAGCGUGCUGAGACGCAGCCAGAAGGAGACGGCGCAGCCCAGCCAGCAGGUGCUGCCCAAGAGCACUCCUGUAGUCCAGGAUGACCCCCAAGCCGACCAGCUUCUGGGUAGCCUGGAUCGUGUUGGCAAGGACCUGGUCCAGGUAGAGAAGGAGGUCCUGAACCGAGUGAGGUCCCCAGUGAGCUACACUGACCCCACUGAUGACCUGGCCAGGAGGAUCAAACAGCAGCAGGAAACAACAAAGAAACUUGAGAGCCUGGGGGCAGCCAAGGAUGCCUUGCAGAAGGAGUGUGAGACCUAUCUUUCCAAAAAGCCCACCAGCACCUCGGCUUCCCAGCUCCCCGUCACGCUGAACGCCCUCAGGAGCAAAUACAGCGAUGUCAGCAUGCUCUCCAGCCUGUACGAUGAGAAGGCUAAGGCUGCCCUGAACCUGGAGACUCAGAUUGAGAACACAGACAAGAUUGUCAGCACAUUUGAGGCUAAGCUGGCUCAGGAUAGCAUCAUUCCUGCAUCUCCCAAUGCCCUGCAGGACCGAGCCAAUGACCUGCAAAAGAUGAAGCGGGACCUGGUGGCCCAAGAGGGCUGCGUGCUGAAGCUCAACCGCGGGCUGAAGGAUGCUGAGCACAGCUGCAGCGCCGUGCAGAACAACUUCCAGGAGUACUGCCCUGACCUGCCCCGGCAGAAGCGUGAGGUGCAGCUCCUCAAUGACCGCUACCACGCUGUUGCAGACCAGCUGGACCAGCGAGAGAAGACCCUCCGAAAUAUCAGCCUCACCUACCAGCAGUUCCAGAACUCCAAUGAGAACCUGAUGUUCUGGAUGAACAACCUACCCAAGAACCAGGUGAAGACGACAGAUGGGCCAAGCCAGAUCAAUUACAAGCUGCAGGCACAGAAGAGACUGCUGGAGGAGAUUGAAAGCAAGGAGCCUGAGAAGAACGCCGUGGUCAGACUGUCCCGGAGUGUGCAGUCCACCCUCAAUGACUAUGAGCUCCAGGCAGGCAAAUACAGCUCUUCUCUGGACCCUGCCCUGACAGACUUUGCUGCCAAAAGGCUGCGGGUGACCCCUCUGCAAGAAAGCAUCCAGGCCCAGGAAAAUGAUGUAUCCAAGCACUACAUGGAGCUGGCAGCAGAAAACAGACAGCAGCUCAGCCGGCUGGAGUUUGCCAAGAAGAUUGUUGAGAAGAAAGAAGUGCAUGAGGACAUUCAAAGUGUGCGUGAGCAGACCCAGCAAUCUGCAAGCAAAGCUGUGUCGAGCAGGGAAUCUGAAGGGCUGAAAUUGCAGCUGGAGGAGGAGAGGAGGAACGUGGCCAGGAUUGAAGAGGAUCUGGAGGAGCACAGGAACAAGCUGCUCACGCUGAAGACUCAGAGACCCAUCGAAAGAGUGGAAGAAAAGGAGGUGGUGGAAUAUUACAGAGACCCACAGCUGGAGAGCAACCUGAACAAGAUGAUGCGGCAGAUCGAAGAGGAAGGCAGAAAGAGGCAGAGCCUGCAAGAAGACAUCGAGCUGAUGAGCAGGAAGCUUGCCCAGAUGGAGAGUGAGAAGAAGGCUGUUCCUGCCCAGCUCCUCACCAAAGAGAUAACAAAAAUUGAGAAAGAUCCCAGCCUGGAUAGCCAGGCAGCCAGCCUUCGGCAGGAGAUCAGGCGUCUCCAGGAAGAAAGCUUGGCUGCUGCUUCUGAACUGGAGCAGUGUAAGAGAGAGCUGCACAUGCUAGAGAGAAAGCAGCCCAACAUCCGAGAGAAAGUGGUGGUGAAGGAGCUGAUCAAAACAGAGAAAAACCCAGAGAUGCUGAAGUCUGUGAGGAACCUGCAGCUACAGAUUGAUGAGGAGUCCUUCAAAAGGAAGUCUGCAGAGGAAGCGAUUGUGAAGGUAAAGACCAAGAUUGAGGAGGUGGAAAAACUAAUUGAUGCUGCAGAACCCAAAAUUAUUGUGAAGGAGGUGAAGCAGGUAGAGCAGGAUCCGGAGUUAUUGAAAGAGUCUUCCAAGCUUAAAACUCUGAUUGAAGAAGAGAGGAACAAGAACUUGGCGCUCAUGGGUGAGCUGGGAGAGCUGCAAAGCCAGUGCAGCAUUGCAGAGAAGCAAAAACCAAGGGUGGAAGUUAAAGAGAGAGUCAAUGAGAUUUUCAUGGUGGAUCCCGAAACAGAGAAGGAAAUUGCACACCUGAAAAGAGAGCUGCAGGAAGUUACUCUGAAAAGGACAAAGAUCGACAGCGAGGUGGAGGAGGCCUUGGCAGAGCUCAGUGUCCUCAGGUCACAGAAACCAGAGGUGGAGCUUAAAGAGGUUAUAGAGGAGGUGGUGAAGCAUGAGAAGAGUCCUGAAAUUCUUAGAGAAAUCGACAGGCUGAAACAGCAGCUGAAUGAACUAGUGAACACCAACGGCAGGACCCAAGAGCAGCUCAUCAGGCUGCAGGGUGAGAGGGAUGAAUGGAAGAGGGAGAGAUCCAAGGUGGAAACGAAGCUGGUCAACAAGGAAGUCAUCCGGUAUGAGAACGAUCCGCUGUUGGAAAAGGAAGCUGACCGCCUCCGUCAAGAAGUGCGCAGCAUGGCUCAAAAGAGGAGAGCUGCAGAGGAUGCUAUUUAUGACCUGCAGAAUAAAUACAUGCUCCUGGAGAGGAGAAAGCCGGAGGAAAAGGUCAUCGUCCAAGAGGUGAUUCUAACUCAAAAGGAUCCCAAGCUCCGAGAUGAGCACAACAGGCUGAGCCGGAGUCUGGAUGAGGAGGUGAGCAACAGGCGGCGUCUGGAACGCGACGUGCAGCAGCUUCGUGCGCUGGUGGAAGAGCAAGAGAAGCUCCUCAACUUCCAGGAGGAUCGAAGUAAGAGGCUUGCACUGGAGAAAGAGAUGAGGCAAAUUACCUUGAGAAUAAAGGAGCUGGAGGAGAGCCCGGCCCCAGUGCAAGAGAAGAUCAUUAUGGAAGAAGUGGUGAAAUUGGAGAAGGAUCCGGUCCUUGAGCAGUCUGCCAGCAACCUGCGCCUGGAGCUGGACCGGGAGAAGAUGGAGGUGCUGAACUUGCAGAGAGAGUGCAAGAACCUGCAGAUGCAAGUUGAUGUCCUCCAGAAAGCAAAGUCCCAGGAGAAGACCAUCUACAAGGAGGUGAUUCGGGUGGAAAAGGACAGAGCGCUGGAGAGCGAACGCACCCGCAUCUGGGAACAGCUGAGCAGGGAGAGAGGGGCCAAGCAGAAGGCAGAAGAGGAGGUAAGGAGGCUCAGGGAGAAGAUCGAGAGAGCUGAAGGCAUGAAGAGGACGUGGGCUCGGGAGGAGACAGAGCUGCAGAAAGCCAGGAACCUGGCAAUCCAGGAGAGAGCCAGCCUGGAGAGUGAGCUGCGGGAGCUGGAGAGGCAGAAACAGCAGAAAGUUCUUUUCCUUCGGGAAGAGUCCAAACUGCUCAACCAGAGGACUGAGAGUGACCGGCAGAAGAAGAAGCAGCUGGAACAGGAGUUUUCCAUGCUGGAGGCAGAUAUCCUGAGGGAGAAGGACCAGAUCUACAACAAGGAGAGGUUCAUUCGAGAUCUCCGGUCAAGAGUCAGCAGGGAGGAAAUAAAUCACGAGACCCAGAUGAGAGAGACCAACCUCUCCACCAAGAUCUCUAUACUGGACCCUGAGACGGGGAAGGACAUGUCCCCUUACGAGGCCUAUAAGAGAGGCAUCAUAGACAGAGGCCAGUACAUCCAGCUGCAAGAGCUGGAGUGUGACUGGGAGGAGAUCACCAGCCUGGGCCCAAACGGAGAAGUCUCGGUCCUGCUGGACAAGAAGAGUGGGAAGCAGUACUCCAUCGAUGAUGCACUGCGGCUGAGAAGGAUCACAAAGGAGGAGUACCAGCUGUACCGGGAUGGCAAGAUUCCCAUCUCUGAAUUUGCCUUGCUGGUGGCUGGGGAAUCUAAGCCUCCCUCAUCCCUUUCUAUUGGUUCCAUCAUCUCCAAAUCCCCAAUCCAAUCCCCCACUACCCCGCAAACCCAAAGCUUUUUCCCCCCAGGCUCACAGAAGGGCUUCAGUGAUGACACGUCCCCCAUCGCCGGGGUGUACGAUACCACCACUGACACCAAGUACAACAUCAAGACUGCUGUUACAAAGAAGCUGCUUGAUCCCAUGACUGCUCAGAAGCUCCUGGAAGCCCAGGCUGCCACGGGAGGCAUCAUAGACCUCCUUUCUCGGGACCGGUUGUCGGUCCAUAAGGCAAUUGAGCGGGGGCUGAUCGACAGGACCUACAUGCAGAGACUGCUCAACGCCCAGAAAGCUUUCACAGGGAUUGAGGAUCCAGUGACCAAGAGAAGGCUGUCUGUGGGGGAAGCGGUUCAGAAGGGAUGGAUGACCAAGGACAGUGCCUUCCCCUAUUUGGAGGUCCAGCAUCUAACUGGAGGGCUCAUUGACCCCAAGAAAACCGGUCGCAUCCCCGUGCUGGAAGCUGCCCAUAUGGGCAUGAUAACGGGUGACCUGGCCAACAGGCUCCAGGAUGAGUCCAGCUAUGAGAAAGACCUCAUCGACCCCAUCACUAAGGAGAAGAUAAAUUACAAGGAGGCCAUGGCUCUCUGCCAGAAGGAUUCUCUGGGCAGCCUGCUGCUGCUCCCAGCCGCAUCAGAGGGCUACCAGCCCUACCGCUCCCCCAAGCUCUCGCGGUUCAGGCACUGAACGGAUCGGUCCUUUCAGGAGUUCAUCCCUUCAAAGCAUCUCUCCCUGCGGAAGCAGCAGCGAUCACGGGAAUGGAGCAUCUAGCAUUUAGAGCUGCAUACUCUUCUAUCUUAGCUAUCCCUGCUUCCCAACACAGCUUGGUCGUGUGAGGAAGAAAGCGUGAUCGAACACAUGCAAGGAGCUGGGCACGCAGGUCCCACUGUCCCCCAGGGUUGCUGUGGCAGCAGAAGGGGUUUGCUUGCAAGAACUCUGAUGGCAGUAGAU